UUUUUUGUCUUAAAACCUUCCUUGAAAACCUUCGGUCUUCGCCCUUUUCAUACAACCGUCACCUUCGACCCUGGAUCCAGCGAUGGCCCCAAAGAAAGACAAGGCUCCGCCCACCUCGUUUCUUGGCUCGAUGAAGAUGACUCACGCGAUGUUGAAGGAUCUGGAGAAUCGAGGCAUGAUCACUGCAGGACUCGGGCGAGUCCCGCCAAAGGCUGAUGUCUACGCGAAGCCUGAAAACGACGAGACGAAGACCUGCGGUGUGACGCCAUCAGUGGAGAAUUUUGCCCAGGUCAGCUGCGUGCAUUACCAGCAGAAGACCAUUGCAAUCCGUGGUUCCGACGGCUCAUCGACCAAGGCGAAGCCCCAAUAUGGCUGCUACACAUUCGCGUUCCAUCCGAAUGCGCCCAGCCUCGUUGCCACCUCCAAGAACAAAUGGUCAGGGGACUGGGCUUCGUACUGGUUUUACCACAAGGUCUCACUAGACCCAGUGAUGAAGCGCCACCCCCUCAUGGUUAAGAAGAUCGGUAAUUUGGGUGAGUCGCCCAAAGUCGAGGUGGAGUGCAGCCCCGAGAAUGAGAGGUAGCUCUCGGUCCUCCGUGAAGUGUCGAAGAUUUUCGGCGUUCGUGACUUUACUAAGGAAUUCGCAGCCUGCAGCUGCAUCCCGGUGAAGGAAGGGUGGGCCAUCCCUUCAUGGGUUCCGGAGGAGAGGCGUGCCUUCGGCCUCUUCACUCCAGAUUUCGGCGAAGCCUUUAGCUUGGAAAAGAAUGUAAGUAUAGAGAGAAAUUUUCCCCUUUUUUGUCUGGCUUCUCUUCGCAUUGCAGUUAUUGAUGCUAAGGAAGUGGAGGUAAGGGCUGUCAAAAUUCUGGGCUCCAUCUCCGGCAAUGAGUAUGACUUGCUGUUGUCGAAGCUUGGGGGAACCCGAAAGAACCUGGCGUUCUACUUCUUUGGCAUUGAAGCUCCCCUCAGCGGACGGCCGAAAGCUUGCUCGCUGUGCAGAGGGCUGCGAGAUGACCCAGUGGCGGCGGCACCACCGUCCUUUUGGAGAAGUGGAAGAUGCGGAGGGGCGGUGUUGGUCCCAGCGGAGCGAAAUGCGCAAAGCUGCUGAACAUUCUCAGCACAUCGCCUCUUCAAAGCAAGGGGGACUCCAAAGAUGAUGGAAAUGGGGGUAGCCCCCUGCCAUUGUUCAGCCGGUUGCGGCGAUCGCCCCUGGUGCGAAGUGUCGUCCACUCUUGGAGUACAGCGAGCAGGAGACGGAGAGUGACUACGACAUGAUUCGAGAGGUUGAAUCUACUAUUGCGGUGAUAGAGCAGAAGACAACUGCCGCCAAAGCUUCGACCACGUCGUCGUCUUCAACCUCGACUUCUUUGUCGAGCAACAAAGACGUUGGCGACAAUCGUGGGCCGGGGGCCAAAAGUAAGGCUGUCGCCUCGGAGGUGGGCGUCACUGCUGAGGCCAAAGGUAAAGCCCCGAAGCCGCCGUAACCGAAGGCUGCGGAGCCGAGACCCCCCGUAUCCACUUCCACAGAGAGAAGUAGCUAUCAUGUCAGUAACUCGGACCCCAUCGAGAUUGCUGCUACUCUCGGGUUGUCAGAUGCGAAGUUGAUUGGGGGUAAUAUUGUCGGGAGUUUUUGCUUCUCGAGUAGUGACCGGGAGAGGAGAUUUCUUGCCGAAGCGGGGAGCUCCUUCAGCUUCCCCCUCAUGGAAAAGCGUAUGAUGGCCACUGGAGUUAGCCAAAUGCUCCAAGACAUCGAAGACCUCUUUCUGAAGGCCUUCGUCGCGUCCCGCUGUGCCUCGCGCCAACUGCAGAUCGAUAGCAGCUAGGCUGCGAAAUUGGCCGAGGUGGAGGAGUGUUUGGUGCUCUUGGAGACAGAAAAAGGGGACCUGCAAGAGGCCCUCGCAGCAUCUCGUGCUGAAGCCAUGAGAACUGCGGAAGAGUUGGAGAAUGCCCACAAGGAGACUCGGGCGGCAAUGAAGGCCAAGGCGAAAGCCGAAGAGGCGCAAAAUCAUGCCGAGGACCGUUGCACCUAUGGGAAGGAGAUAAUUCAAUGAUGGUGCGAUGCUAUCAGCUCCGGCUCCGAUGUGGUGCAAGCUGACCUGCAGGGGUUGCUGGAGAAAUUUGGUCUUGUGCCCCUGGAGCUCUUUCAAGGGGAGAAUGUUGAAGUGGCGGAGCUGUUUCGCUGGAUCCGCGCUUGUGUGGUGAUGGCGGACUCUAUCUCUAAUUUCCUAUGUGAGCUGAGUGCGACCGUCGCAGCUCGGACAUUGAGCGCGGCGAUCUGCAGCUUGAUGCCAUCUGAAGUGAGCUCUUCGGGUCGGGUCACGAAGCCCUAGCAUCGCAGUCUCCAUGAGCCAUCUUUUGUCUGGCCUUCGCUGGAAUCCUUGGUCCCGGAAACGCUCCCUGUGCUGCUGAAGAACAUUGUGAAGAACUUCGCUGCAUAUUUCCACGAAAAAGGCCGCGGGUUGGUUAAUUUGGAGGUCGUGCACAUGAAAGACUAGGUAAUGCAUUCCCGCUUUGGUUCGUGGUGAGGUUCUUUGGUGUCUGGACCGCUUUUUAAUGGUCUGCUCUUUACAGUUGCAAGCCAAAGCAGAGGCCUUUGCUCGUGAUGUUCUUGGCAAGGCUGAUUUUGGCAACUUAUGCGGUGACUAUGAUGGCACGCGGGGCUAAGGUGGGGGCGGAGGACCCUGCGUUGGCCCCUGCGCAGAUCACCGAAGGUAUCGUUCCUUUGCAUAUGAACAGUGACAAUUUCCAUGUUUCUGUUGUGUCCUAGGCGGAGCUUCGUGUCCUUCGAUUGCAAGGCUCAACUUUGAUGCGUUUCUUCGACAAAAUGCAGAAGAGAUUAUAGAUCGCGCAGUCCGCGAGCUCGUAGACGAGGCGGACUGCAUUGUUUUCGAGGUAGAGGCCUCGGAUGUAACAAUUUGACUCGCAGUGUACUCUGUAAUUGCUAAUGUACAAUUGGUGAAUAUGUAUUGUAGCGAAGGUGAUUUAUCCUUGUA
Messenger RNA from Panicum virgatum (switchgrass), 2990 nucleotides. RefSeq lists its product as uncharacterized. Bases 83 to 583 code for a protein of 166 amino acids. Lineage: Eukaryota; Viridiplantae; Streptophyta; Magnoliopsida; Poales; Poaceae. The transcript is spliced from 2 exons. The record is from RefSeq and is a predicted model, not a curated record.